Messenger RNA from Sus scrofa (pig), 10599 nucleotides. The record is from RefSeq and is a predicted model, not a curated record. Lineage: Eukaryota; Metazoa; Chordata; Mammalia; Artiodactyla; Suidae.
CUGCGCAGCGGCGGGCCGGGCGGCAGAACUGCUCCCGCGUCACAGCGCCAGGCGCGGCGGGGAGAUGCGGCUCCUGGCGCUGACGGCGGCCGUGCUGCUGGCGCGGGCUCCAGCCCCGGAGGUCUGUGGGGCCCUCAAUGUCACCGUGUCUCCAGGACCCGUGGUUGACUAUCUGGAAGGGGAAAAUGCCACACUUCUCUGCCAUGUCUCCCAGAAGAGACGGAAGGACAGCUUGCUGGCCGUGCGCUGGUUCUUCGCGCGCCCAGAUGCCCAGGAGGUCCUGAUGGUUAAGAUGACCAAGCUCCGGAUGGUGCAGUAUUACGGGAACUUCAGCCGCAGCGCCUAUCGGCAGAGGCUGCGCCUCCUCGAGCAGCGGCGCGGCACCCUCUACACGCUCUCUGUCCUGACCCUCCGGCCAGCGGAUCAAGGGCACUACGUCUGUAAAGUCCAGGAAAUCAGCAAGCACCGGAAUAAGUGGACGGCCUGGUCCAACGGCUCCUCGGCAACAGAAAUGAGAGUGAUUUCCCUCAAAGCUUCUGAAGAUUCAUCCUUUGAGAAAAAGAAAGAGACCUGGGCAUUUUUUGAAGAUCUCUACGUGUAUGCCGUGCUCGUGUGCUGUGUGGGGAUUCUCAGCGUCCUGCUCUUCACCCUGACCAUCAUCUGGCAGUCUUUGUUUAGCAAGAGGAAAUCCAGAGUGAGACACUAUUUGGUGAAAUGUCCUCAGAACAGCUCAGGGGAGACCGUCACCAGCGUGACCAGCUUGGCCCCACUGCAGCCCAAGAAGGGUAAGAGGCGGAAGGAGAAAGCUGAUGUUCCUCCUGCAGUUCCUGCCAAAGCGCCCAUCGCCGCCACGUUCCAUAAACCGAAGCUGCUGAAGCCACAAAGGAAAGUCGCCCUGCAGGGGACCUGGUAUCUGCACUCUGUGUGUGGAGUGAAUGCACAAUGGAGAGCAGAGAGCUGAGAUUGGAGCUUUGAAUCCUCACCACCCAAAGUGAAGUCCAUGGACCAGUAGCCUGGGCAUCGCCUGGGAGCUUGUUGGAAAAGUAGAAGCUUAAGCUCCACUCUAGACCUACUGAAUUAGCAUCUGCAAUUCAACAAGAUCCCAGAUGAAUUUGGUGAACACUAAAGCUUUAGAAGUGCAGUUCUGAAUAACUUAAUAAACUCAGCAACCAGCUCUGGAUGGGUCAUGGCUGGGAGGAUAGAGUCGUCACCCACCACCUCCCAAGAGAUAUGCACUUAUGUUUUUGUAAGACAGUUCAGCCCACUUGGGAGAAUAGUAGGUGUUUUUUUCUUUAUCAAUAAAGAGAGAAUUAAGCAUGAGAAUCUGCUUCUAAAGAGUAUUGUAACUCUCGACAUUCCAGGAAACCUUCUGGACAGCUCCUCCCAGUCUCAGCUGAGUGUAGCCCUGUCUGUGAUCUCCUAGGGCCCCUCACAGUCUGACGUGCAGGGAAUGGACGGCCAAGACCCGCUUGCCUGAGAGUCCCUUGAGUUAAAAUCUAGGAGUUCCCAUUGUGACUCAGUGGGUUAAAGACCUGACGUAGUCUCCAUAAGGAUGUGGGUUUGAUCCCAGCCUCCAUUAGUGGGUUAAGGAUUCAGCAUUGUCUCAAGCUGCAGUGUAGGUUGCAGAUGGGCUCAGAUCCGGUAUUGCUGUGGCUAUGGUUAGGUGGCAGCUGCAGCUCCAUUUGCCCCAAGCCUGAGAAGUUCCAUAUGCCGCAGGUGCAGCUCUAAAAAGAAAAAGAUAAAUAAAUAAAGUCUACAGUAAACCUGCCUCCUCUCAUGGAAUCUGAAAGAUCAGAGUACUCAAAACAGGGACAAGCUUCAUUCCAUCAUAGUUAAAGGGAACCGGUCUUAGGAAUGGGUUGUUCACCCUGUGGUCAGUCCAGGAAUGAGGUUCCAGCCCUGUUCAGUGUUUGCCUGGUUUCAGGAAAGACGCCCCCACUUCAGGCUCAGUUUUCACUAUCAAGAAUGUACUUCCGAGACCAAAAAGAGUUUUUCUCUGAUCAGUAGCAGCAAAGGGCUUUGCAGCACAUUAGACACCAGUGAUAGACUUCUGAGAGGAUUUUAAUAAUAACCCAAAUCCCAGCAAAAUUAUUUCCAGAGGACACACAUUUCAGGUUUCUUGAAGGAUGUUUAUAAUAAGCUGGAGAAUUUCUCUUGUUGUCGUUAAAUGUGCUAGCACUGGUUUCAGUUAAAUUUUACAUGAAAAGGAUAUAUUAACCUGCAUAAAAUAUGUUCAUAAUCUCGAUUUAAAAUUAAAAAGAAGGAAAAAACUCACAACCACAUGUACAAUAUAUCGCCCCAAGUUAAAGCCUUGGGAAAAAAACAAAAACUUUGCCUGCACCACGCUAGUACCAUUUGUACAGAGAUAAAAAUUCUAUGCCCCCCUCGGUACACAUGCACAUCCCAUUAUCGUCACAGGGAGUUAUGGAUGUCGACUGGAGGGAAGAAUAGAUGCCGAGCCUUCGGAAGGGAUGAGAGUGGGGAAAACAGAAGUCAUUUUGUUUCAUGGGCUUCCUUCAAUCUGGGGCGAGCAGGCCUUUCAUAACUGGGAUGCCAUGCCAGGGAGGCGCGAUCAGACCUCCCUGAGGGGCAGUGGGAACGUCCUCUCUUGAGGACUGUUAGCCCUAACGCAGGGCCAUCACAUUCCCACUGGCCGUAAGGUCCGUGCCGAGGCCCCUCUGCUGCCUCUGUCUCUUCUAGGAGGGAAGCGUGGCUUUGCGUCUUCAGGAAGCAGGAGACUUUGAAAUUGACCACCUGGGAACUGUGUUUCUCCUGCUGGCUGUAUCACUGAUUCAUUUGGAUCAUUUUUCCCUCUUCCACUCAGUCAUCCACCCCCCAGGCACCUUCUGAGCACUGAUGGGCAGUGUCCAAGGGACUGGGGGACAGGAACAUGAGCUUUAGAGCCUCCUGGGUGAACAUGCAGCAGAGAGGUGAGCUGGGCCCAAGGGUGGCCUGAAGGUCCAGCAGUCUAGCCCCCUGAGUGACCUGACCUGGUCACACGGGCCCGCACUGGGGUAGCCCAUCCUCAUAGGAAUGUCCCUGCAGGGUGGUAGCUUGUUUUCCAUCUCAGCUCAGCUGAUUUGCUGCCUUUACUGGGCACUUCAUUGCUGGGAUCAUUGCACUGCUGGGAAAUUUUUUUUUAACUUUUUCACUCUAUUUUAUUUUUGUAAUCUCAUGGAACAAUAUCAUUUGUGCUCACAUUUGAUUUUUUUUAAAGCCUUUUUCAUUUAACACUUCAGUUUUGAAUGCAGAGCACUUCAGAGUUGUUAUUGAAAGAUUUUUUCAGUCUCAAAUAGAAUACUAGAAAUAAAGUGUCAUUUUGGGAAAAAAAAAAAGAGAGAGAGAGACAAAGCAUCAUCAGCGGAUCUGUAACAUCAAGCCAGGCAUCCAAAAUUUCAGGAAGAAAAUCUCUAUGUGAAAUUCUGAGUUCCUGGCAAACUAAUAAUACAUUUAAGGGGAUUUUGUUUCCCUAGCCCGAUUCAGUUCUCAUUUUUUAUUAUUAUUAUGACUCCCAAAGCUGAGUUUAUAAAUUCCAACAGAAACAUGUGAUGCAAGAAGAUAUAGCCUUGUGAAUGAAUGAUUAGAGUGUGCAUGGAAAGAAUACAAACCAUGAAUUCAAAAAUAUAUGCCCAUUGCCCAUGUUACAUAUGAAUUCAACAAGAUGAGCUAGCAUACCUGCUACUGUUUUAUAUUUGGUCUUAGUGCUUGGUUUCUGCCCUGUACAUUCUAUGAUGUAAUGCUGGUGGUGAUGGUGAUGAUGGUGGUGAUACACACACACUUCAUUUUGGUGGCACUUCCCCAUGCAGGCACUAUCCCAGUAAUUACCAGUACAGCCAUUGGGAUGACCCUGACCUAUGCAUUGUAAUGUCUCCAUCUCACACAUGGGGUAGGGGAGGCAUGGGGAGGUAGUACCAGCACCAACUCCCCCACCAUGAGGUGGCCAAGCUGGAUCUGACCAGGCGCUUGGCUCCAAGUCCCUGUUCUUCCCCAUGGGAUUCUGGGCUCUGCUGCCUCUCAUCAAAAGCACUCAGUAAAGUUCUAGUUCACUCAGGGUGUUUUCUGUCCUGACUUCCCUGGAUAGGUUUUCAUGUUGAAAACUGUAGCAGUGACUCUAAAUGAGGUACAGGAGUAAGGCUGGCCGUUCAGGGUCUCCAUUUGUUAAAACAGAAGUAAAAUCCUUCCUUGGGCCUCCUAACAGGUGGCCUCUGUUAGGAGUUUGGCUUAUAUGCUUCUAAAUAAUUUUCUGUGUAUGUAGAAACAUAUCAUGUAUGUGUAUAUAUUUCCAAGUGUAUAGAAGUCGACCCAUAGUGCAGGUCAUGGCUGUGGAUUAUGACAAAUCCUUUUUCUAUGUGCCAAGCUUUCAAAAACAAUCCCAAACAAAAUACUCAUAGGUUGAAUUAUCCUCUCAUUAACAAUAUACCAGGCUCAUAUUUCUACAUCAGUGCAAUGGAUCUACCACAUGACAUCAUCAUUUCUUUAAUCAGUCCCCAACUCUAAUUUUUUUUUCACUCUGUGGAUCAGUACUCUAGUGAGUAUCUUUUCACAUGUAACUUUGCUUAGUGGUACUUCUGCAGGAGAGAUUUUUAGAAGUGGGAUUAUGAUGUGAAAGUGUAUCUGCAUUCUCAGUUUUGGUAGAUUCUGCCCAAUUACCUUCCAAAGGUGUUUUCUUUUUUAUUCUCCCAUCAACAAAGGAUGAGAGUCAACAUUUCCUCAUACCCUCCCCAGUGUAGAAUAUCUAUCUAUCUAUCUAUCUAUCUAUCUAUCUAUCUAUCUAUCACCUAAUAUAAAAAAUGCAGGUUUUAUAUGAUUCCAAGUAAUAGAACCAGAAUCCUACUUCUCAUAGGCUGUCCUCAUGGAAACCCUCAAUAGGCUGAAAGAAAUGAGUCUCAUGGUUCUGCCCAUGAUUUCUGAGCAUCCCUUUCCUGUACUCCUGGGACCAAGGAUAUCCACAGACAGUUUUAAUGACUAUCAGACUGGUUUUCUUUCAUUUUGUCUUAUUCAUCAUUCAUUUAAAGAAUGAGCAUUGAGUAUCUCCAGUGGACCAGGUAGCACCUGGGUCAGGUAUCUUCCUAGGAGCUAAGUUAUAAGCAGUGGCGUGCUCCAGCACACUCCUAUCCAUUAGACAGAGCAAAACUCUUCGGUAUCUUGAAAUCAACAAUUGUGGGAACAUAGACAUAGGUAAAUCAGCAAAUGGUACAAAUGAGAGUUUUCUUCUUGAGUGCUAGUAGCUCAGCAGUUUCCCUGCACACCACUGGGUGCAGCAGGCGCUAAGCUUGACAGAAUCACUGCUUCCCCAGAGCUGACUGGUGUGGUUAGAGGCCAGCUCUGGCAUCAGCUCUGGCGCUUGCUAGCUGUUGACCUCAAGCUUUCCGUUUCCUUGCUAUGGUGUCUGCAUGAAUGAGGAUGAAAAUAAGCGUACUUUUUGCACAGAGUUGGUGCACUAAGUAAACAUUUGAGGCCCUUAUAUUCCAGCGGGAGAAGACAGAAGAUAAGCCAAUGGACAGUGUGUUCUAAUGCCAAUGGGUGAUACAUGUUCCGCAGAGCAGGGAGCCAGGCAGGGACUGUGUUUGAUGGGGUGGGGUCCUUCUUGAGGCAAAGACCUGAUAAAGUGAUGGAGCAAGCCACACUGCCAUGUGGGGAAAGAACAUUCCAGGCAGAGAGCACAGCCCAGCCAAAGGGCCCGAGGUGGGCCCUGCACAAGGAGCAUUGUCCAGGAGUGUCCAAGAAACCCCAGGGGACAAGCAUGACUGCAGCGCUGGUCAGCAAGCGGGAUGUGUGGUGUGAGCUGGGGGCGGAGGAUUCCAGGACGAGAUCUUGAAAGAUCAGGAUCUCCCUAAGGACACUGGAUUUUAUUCCAGGUGUGAAGAGAAACAAUGGGGAAUUUUGCGCAGAGCAGUGAGUGGCCCCAUGUGACUUAUAUUUAUAGAACAGUUAUCUUUCCCACCAGUAAAAGAAUUAACUGGAUUUCUUCGGCACUGGCCUGAGGUUUAAUGGCAUCUGGCAGAAUCUGGCACAGGAUAUUUUCCAAAUGAUCUCUGAAUGUCUUCUUUUCUCUGCCCCUAAAUACUUCAAAGGGACCAAUUGUUAAAGCAACACUUACUCAUUUUAUGAUAAAUAUUAUUGUCAUAAUAAUAACAGAGCGCUUGUUUGGCACUUUACCGUUUAGCUACCAGGUAAUUUUCUAGGUACAUUAUAUAUAUUAAUGCCUUUAGUCCUCAAAAUAACCCUGUGGGCUAGGUACUAAUCUGAAUUCCACUCUACAGAUGAGGAAACAGAGGCACAGAGAGAGUAAGUAAUUUACCCAAGUUCACACAGCCAGUAAAUAGCCAUCUUUCUGCCUCCAAGAGUCCAUGCUCUUAAGGUGCCGCUAGAAAGAUCCUUGCCCAAUCCGAUGAAUCUAGAAGACUGUUAAAGAUUGCAGUUGAUUAGAAGAUCAAGAGUAUUCAAGAUUGAAGGUUCUCAGAGUGGACUCCCGUGCAGAAGUAGGUGACAAAACACUGGCUUUUUCAAAGCACAAGCGUUCUGCUGAAUAAUACUGCCAGGAAAAGUACUUUGGGAAGGCAGCUGGGAAAACAUACAUCAACAGUCCUUGGGGAAGAGAAAACGAGUGACUGUAUUAGAUCACGGAGCUCUCACUGUGCCGCUGUGAAAAGUUUCAUGUAUCAGGACCCUCCCCAAGAGCAUUAUCUAUAAUCACAUUUUAGCUUCCAAAACACAUGUGGGUAAAAUCUAGAGCUAUCCAUCUGUCUGAUGAGUAAAACCUCGGGUCUUUCUGUACCAAGUUUCAGCAUCUUCUAAAGCUGGUCACCUUGGUCUGUCCUCAGAGCAAUUAGCCGGGGCAUGUGACUUUCAGGAAUGUCACGUUUGUUCUGGGAAGGCACUUUGCUAAACAUCUUUUGAAUUCUCCAGACUUGAGAGCAUGAUGUGAAUUUGCCCUGCUUAUGAUGUGCAAAUGACUUCAUCCAACCCAUGGUGCCAGCGCACCUGGAUAAGACAUUGAAAUCUUCUUCUGCAUUCCAUUUUUUAUCCUGAGUUCCAGAGCCUUUAUAAUUCUAUCAAAGACCUAGAGAACACUGGGUUAUUGGCUAUUAGUCACUGGUUAACUGUGUGGAAGCCAGGCAGGGGGUAGGACUUCUGGCAGAUGUAACUGCAAGGCUUAGAGAAGGCUGAAAUGACAGAGCAAGCGGGCCUCCAAGGGUGCUGCUGUCUCCAUGCCUGAUAACUGAGGGUCCUGGUCUCUGGGCCCUGGCUUAGAUUGUUAAGACACACCCAGGGCAGCAGUCACAGCUGCCUGCUGCAUUUGGGAGCACAGCUGGAUUCCAGCCUCCAGCUUGAGGGAGGAUUCUGGUAUCAGUUAUACCACUAGAGCCAGAGUUCCCAGUGGACCAAAGACCUCAGCCUCAAAGAGAUGGUGAGUGUGGACUUGGCAUGUGGUUCCACUGGAUUUUUUCAGUCUUGCCCCAUUGACACUUGGCUUCAUAUUUCUGCUUGUUCAGUGGGCACCUUUACUCAAGAGUCUGUUGCCACCUCACACACAGCCUAGCCAAAGCAGAGCCUGCACCCAUGUCACUACCAUUGCAUACUGGUCAGAAGCACACCGCUCCUUCCUUGGAGGCUGAGAGUCCUUUGGGGGUGAGACUGGAGAGAGACAAGUGUUACCUAAAAGGGUCCAGCAGGAUUGUCUCUCCUUUGUUGUGCAGUCCAGUCAGUGUCUGGCCCUGGAGCUGUGCCCUCUCGUCCUCUGACCCGCUACACCAAGCCGGGCCUCUGAUAGCACGGGGUCAGCUCUCCUCUGCCCACUUCCUCUCUAGCUGAUGCUCCCACUGAUGCCCACUGAGCAGUGCGCCUGUUCUGAAGACACACUCUCCUGAGACUUGUGCCCAUGAAGCUUCCCUGUUGUCUUUGGAAGGUCACUAUUUUCCCCCUUGGGAUUUCAAGGACCGCUAUCUACCUGGCUGGCUCACCUGUACCCACAUCAGAGGGUCCACAUCAGAGCCUCUGUUGGGUAAGUGCUAGGCACUGCCUGUGAGUAGAUUGUGAACUCCAGACAGGACUGCCUGACUCUGAGUCCAGACAUUAUCCAGCCAUGUCUGCAAGGCCAUGAAUGAUGUACCUGCAUUUGAAAGCCUGUUUGCUCCUCUGUAAAGUGGGUAAAGUGGGCGUGACCACUGGCCCCACCUCACAGGGCUGCUCUGAAGACUGAAUGAGUUGGUGAAGAUUAGUUAACAUUAAUUAAUCAAGAGUUAACCUUAGUUCUGCCUCGAGAGGACUGCUUCUCAACCCCGCACGCUUUGCCACCUCCCAAAGUCACUUCUGGAUCGUGUCCUUGAAACCCUCCUUUAACAUCUCUGUCUGAGAAAAGUGUCUCUUUUGUUCACUUUGAUUCCUUAUUUUCAUGUACAUGCACACCAGGGAACUCUAGUUUUUCUUUCUAAAAUACAUUUAAUUGUAAAUAAAGGUACCAGUCCAGUCGGUAGAGCUAUGGAACUCAAAAUUGAGUCAAGUUCGUUUCCAAGGCAUGUUGAUUCUUACAGGAAAUAUAAGGACCACACUGGAGUUUUUGUCCCUGAGUUGGGACCUGCAGGUACCCACAGAGGGCCCUCCAUCAAAUAGAGCUUCACUGAACGAAGCCACCCCCUCCUCAGUGGCCGUAGUUGCACGUGUGUGGAUGUUGCAAGGGGAGGGUUUGUUUUACCAGGUACUCCUCUGUUAAAUAAAAAAUGAGCACUUAUCUUGAAGGGGGAAGAGGAAGUCUGCCCUCGAUAAUAUGGAUAAUAUGUAAUUCUCUCUUGGGUAAAUAGAUUCCUGAUAGUGCAACUCGGUAGAACUGCAAUCACAUUUUUAAACUCUAAGGUGACGUUAGCAUAAACAUCCCAUGUCCUAGUUAUUGAUCUGUUGCUGCGAUAAUGGUAUUACCCAAUUGAACUUCUGACAUUGGAGAACUUGCAGUGGCUGCAAUUGCAUUUUUCUUUUACUCCUGCAACUUAAUUCAACUUGCGCAUCCAACUGUGAUCUCUAGAAAAAAGUGUUGUUUUGCAGGAGUCUGCGUAGAAUGUUAAAUCUCUCUCCCUUCUGGUAAGAGAGUUAACUCUUGACUUGAAUCCUGGAGACACAGUUACAAAAUGAAACACCGAGAAACUUCCAAUUAGGAGCUUGAAGUGAGAUGUGUUACCAAGUGGUACACACGUUCUGAAUUCUUUGGGGUCAAGUUGUCUGGUGUUAGCUUGAUGUACUAAAUCCUUCCCUGUAGACAGAUGUUCCAUAGUCAUCACCCUAAAACUGGGGGGACCUAGGGCUUAAAGGAGAAGUGGGAAGGUCAGCUGUUGCCACAUCUCACCACUGUUAGAACAGAAAGGUAGGGGAUGGGAGACAUGGUGUUUCCAACUCUGAAACUUGCAUACUCACUUUGCUACAGCAAAAGUCCAGAAGAUUCCAUCACUGCAUUGGGAAACUAGUCUCUGUGAUUAUCUCUUCCCCAUUCUUUUGAGGGGAUGUUGUGCCAUGUGUGAAUGUAACAUGGCUCAGUGUCCAUCAUUGAGUCUCCAGUGCAAGUGAGAAUUCAUGAGUUCCUUGAGGACAGUGGAAAAGUCAUUGCUGCACCACUAGCUAAAAUAACAAGUACGAUGAUACCAAGUGCCACCAGCAGAGCAAUGAAAAUGCUCAGAUACUGCUGGUGGGAGGGAAGAUUGGUGCAGAUGCUCUAGACAGUUUGGCAGCUUCUUUUGAAGUUAAACAUGCUUUCCCUGUGACCCAACAACCCCAUUCCCGGGUGUUUACCCUAGAGUAAUGAAAACAUUACACACAAACCUACAAUGGGUAUUUAUAGCAACUCUAUUCAUAACCAUCAAAACUUGAAAUGACCCAAAUGGCCUUCAGAAGUGAAUGGAUAAGCAAACUGUGGCGUGUGCAACACCAUGGGAUUCUCCUUAGCAAUCGAAAGGAGUAAACCGUUGAUACAUGCAGCAACUUGGAUGAAACUUGAGAAAAUUAAUACUGGGAGAAAAGGGCCAGUCUCAGAGGGUUACAUACUAUAUGAUUACUUCCAUAUGACAUGCUCUAAGAGAGAAAACCACAGCGACAGAAAAUGGAUCAGGGUUGUCCGAGGGAAGGUUGGAAGGAAGACAUGACCAUAGAGGUUAGGGUGAGGGCAUGUGAUGGAGCUGUUCUGUGUCCUGUGGGUGGUGGCAGUGGCCCCAGAAAUCUGUAUAUGUGUUAGAUGCAUACAACAGUCCACCUAAAAAAUCACUUUUACUGCAUUUCUUUUAAGAAAGUUAAAGGGAGUUCCCACUGUGGCAAAGUGGGUUACAAAAGCAGCUCAGGUCACCGUGGAGAUGCGGGUUCGACCCCCAGCCCAGCAGUGGGUUAAAGGAUCCAUCGUUGCCACAGCUACUAUGCAGGUUGCAGAUGUGGCUGGGAUUUGGUGUUGCCGUGGCUGUGGCGUAAGUCACAGCUGCAGCUUGGACUCAAUGCCUGGCCUGGGAACUUCUAUUUGCUGCAGGUGUGGCCAUAAAAAAAGAAAAAAAGGAAUGAAGAAGGAAGGGAGGGAGGAAGGGAGGAGAAAGAAGGAAGGAAGGAAGGAGGGAGGGAGAAAGGGAGGGA